GCCCCGGCCCGGCCUCCGCGUGCCCCCGGGCUGCGCACCCCUGAUGCUGCGCGGGUGCUGAGCCCUCUCUGGCCGGGACGAUGGUGAAGUAUUUCCUGGGCCAGAGCGUGCUCCGGAGUUCCUGGGACCAAGUGUUCGCCGCCUUCUGGCAGCGGUACCCGAAUCCCUACAGCAAGCAUGUCCUGACAGAAGACAUAGUGCACCGGGAGGUGACCCCUGACCAGAAGCUCCUGUCCAGGCGACUCCUGACCAAGACCAACAGGAUGCCCCGCUGGGCCGAGCGACUGUUUCCUGCCAAUGUUGCUCACUCGGUGUACAUCCUGGAGGACUCAGUUGUGGACCCACAGAAUCAGACCAUGACCACCUUUACCUGUGAGGCCCCUUCUAAGACGCUUGUUGAAACCGCCAAGGAAGCCACAGAAAAGGCCAAGGAGACGGCACUGGCAGCUACCGAGAAGGCCAAGGACCUCGCCAGCAAGGCAGCCACCAAGAAGCAGCAGCAGCAGCAGCAGUUCGUGUAGCCAACCAGCCCAGCCCUGUCCCCACCCUUGACCAGAUGAUCUGGCUCCAUCCCCCUGACCUGCCUGCAGUAUGCUUUCUUAAUUAAAAAUCAACUUCCA
Echinops telfairi (small Madagascar hedgehog) is the source of this 620-nucleotide messenger RNA. RefSeq names its product PRELI domain-containing protein 1, mitochondrial. Gene Ontology annotation, biological process: phospholipid transport. NCBI's taxonomy places the organism in Eukaryota, Metazoa, Chordata, Mammalia, Afrosoricida, Tenrecidae. The record is from RefSeq and is a predicted model, not a curated record. The coding region runs from base 81 to 521 and encodes 146 amino acids. Gene Ontology annotation, molecular function: phosphatidic acid transfer activity. Gene Ontology annotation, cellular component: mitochondrial intermembrane space. The transcript has 3 exons.